AUGUUCUACUCGGAUGUCAUCCUCUCGAAGCGCGGCCCGCUGGGCAACAUCUGGCUGGCCGCGCAUAUGGAGAGAAGGUUGACCAAGGCUGUCCUGCUCAAGACGAGCGUUGGCAAGAGUGUUGGUGAGUGUUGGUCGAGCAACUCUCAUGCUGACCAUGGACGUGUGUCAAAUUGACGUGGCUUGCUUGACACCCCCCAAACAGAGGCCAUCAUGGGCCAGUCCGGCGCACCCAUGGCCCUCCGUCUGACUGGUCAGCUACUGCUCGGUGUCGUCCGCAUCUACUCUCGCAAAACCAAAUAUUUACUGGACGAUUGCAACGAUGCGCUGCUCAAAAUCAAGGUGGUGAGUGAUUGCAUGCUUCUUUGCUUUCCCUCCAUCCUGGCUCAUCCUCUCUGCUCGCACCGUUGACAGGCCUUCCGAUCAGGUGCCGUUGAUAUGACAACAGACAACCUCAACGCGUCUCGCAACGCCAUAACUCUUCAGCCCACCAUGACCGAAUUCGACAUGUACGCGCCGGAUGUCGGUCUGGAAGAUUGGGAUCUUGAAACUGGUCGAGGUGGCACUCCCAGACCGCACGGCAGCAAGCGUCCCGGCAGUGGUGCUCAGAGCGGCUCCACUCACUUGGCACGUGCUCAAGACAUUACACUGCCGCGUCUUUUGGACGAGAGCUACGAAGACGAUGCUGCGUGGGACAUGACUCAGACUGGCAUUGCCUCGGCAGACUUCGAAGACGGAGGCUUAGACCUUGGACUCGAGCUGGACGACGAUGAAGUGGAGAGGAGAGGCUUUGGAGAGGGUCCCGGUGCGGCUGAUGAUAGUCUCAGCGUGGGCAUCGGCCGAGACGCCGCUGGAAGCGAGGUGGGUGCACGCAGUGUCGGCAGCUUGCUCGGCUUGGGUGCAGAGGGCGACGAGACACUUGGAGUGGGCAGGGACAGCCUGGGGCCUCUGCCAGAUUACGAUGAUGGCGGCUUCAAUUUUCUCGACGGCGGUGACUCUUUGGCACGGGGCUCCGAAGGUGAGCAGGCCAGUCGAUGGGCCUUACACUUUGGCAAGGUCUGACGCGUAUCAUUGCCCUUUCUACAGCGCCCGCAAUCACAGACGACACGAUAGACAUGACCCCACGCACGGCUGCCAAGAUUCGUGAGGCAGCUGAGCGCAGACUGGCGGAAGAGGCCAAGUUGGCUGGCAAAGGCGCAGGCAAGAGGCAGAUAGUCGAUGCGCGCAUCGAGCUGGCCGAGGCUGCGCCUGGAAGUCAAAGUCUUGCUCACCUCAACACCGCUGCGCUAGGCCCCGAGUCGUACCUGCCCAAGUCUCGCGUCUAUCUGCAGUUGCUCGCGAUGCAAGCCGACCCCUCCAAGCUGUUCCCUUUCAGCUCGCUCUCCGACAAGCUCGGCAGCACCUCCCUGUUCGCAGGGCCCCAAGGCCUAGCACCGCAGCUUACGAGCCUCUUUACCUUUGACACGAACGCGCUGAGGAGGAGACGACAGGCGGAAAGCGCAGCUUUGGGAGAGCCCGGCGCAAAGAGGAUGCGAACGGAGGAGCUUAGCGAAAUCGGACGGCGAGAAGCUUCCAACUUUGACCAGCAGAGCGGUUUUCUGGACCUAGGCGGCGAUGACACGUACGGACAGGAGGGAUUGGAUCUGAUGAUGGAUGAUGCAGGCAUGCCGGACGUGCUGCCCGAAGCAGGAGGCGAGUUUGCUGAAGAAGCAGGCUUGAGACGAUCCAUGAGGAAGAGCAAAGCUGAGGCGGGCGCGACGGAGGAGACCAUCACGGGAAGAUUGGCGCCUCUUUCUAGACUCGCUACGCCCGAAGGCGACGAGGGACAGGAAGAGGAUGAAGGGGUGAUUGGAUACUCUCCCAGUUCCAGCAACCCGCUAGCAGCGUUCGAUGCGAGACCGGCGGAUGCGGAAAAGCAAGCUGCGGUGCAGAGCGGAUUGACUAACAAUACGAUUAGGGCAUUGCGGGUGAUGAGGAGCGAGUUGGGAGAGCGCAGAGAGGCGGAAGCGAAGGGCAAAGAGAUUAGCUUCGAUAGCGUCUCGCAAGGAGCUUCGAGGAGAGCGGCGGCGGGAUUUUUCUUCGAGCUGCUAGUGCUCGCUACGAAGGAUGCGGUUGCGCUGGAUCAACCUGAACCAUAUGGAGAUAUCAAUGUGGCACCAAAGGAUGGGCUGUGGGACCUGCCUGCGGGACCGGCUACUAGACGAUCCGUCGUUGCACCUGCUAUGUAG
Molecule: messenger RNA, 2228 nt
Organism: Ceraceosorus bombacis
Lineage: Eukaryota; Fungi; Basidiomycota; Exobasidiomycetes; Ceraceosorales; Ceraceosoraceae
Source: the annotation of a GenBank genome assembly